Molecule: messenger RNA, 720 nt
Organism: Protopolystoma xenopodis
Lineage: Eukaryota; Metazoa; Platyhelminthes; Monogenea; Polystomatidea; Polystomatidae
Source: the annotation of a GenBank genome assembly
AUGCUCUUCGCUCUGCUCUGCACCCUCCGCAUGUCCGACUUCUUUGCGGCAACGGACAGGAUCCGCUUUGCUUCUCUCUUCACAGAACGCAUCUUCGCGAUUGCGCCAUUCGCGACUGGCCAGUUUUGUGUGGCCAAAAGAGCUGCCACGUUCGAGUUGACACGAUCCGAUCGAGAAGUGGCAUCUUCCGCCGCUCUCGUCUCCUCGGUCCCACUCGGCCCUCCUCAGACCUUCGUCGCGGAUGUACCAGUGCCUCUCUCUCUCUCUCACUGGCGUCUGUCUCUUCAAUCCUGUCGUCCGCCUGCAUGGGCCACUUGGCCGCAUGUGAUCCGGCUUCUCCACUCGACGAUGAUGGACAGACGGAAGAGGCAAUCGGCUGCUCUUUCACUCCACGAAACGCCUCUUCAACACCUCUUCAAUGCGCAACUGGCACACUUUUCCGCUCGCUGCCCUCCUUCUCCUCGUCACACAAUCAGGAAAACACACCUUCAUGCAAACACAUGCACACGUACACACAUGCUGGCACUUUUCAAUGACAAACCAACAGACCAACUUCCCCCAGUGCUCCAGCAAAGGGAGGAUCGUGAACUCGAACACUUGGCUCUCCUGACCGGGACUCGAAUGAAGGAGAGAAUGUGCGGCGAGAGUGGCCACUCGAGUGGGUCAGAAGAGAGAAUAGCUGCGCAUCUGCCGCUUCGUAUGGGCCUGCAUGUGUGCUGA